Perca fluviatilis (European perch) is the source of this 2958-nucleotide messenger RNA. RefSeq names its product interferon-induced, double-stranded RNA-activated protein kinase-like. Lineage: Eukaryota; Metazoa; Chordata; Actinopteri; Perciformes; Percidae. Gene Ontology annotation, molecular function: double-stranded RNA binding; protein kinase activity; ATP binding. The transcript has 19 exons. Gene Ontology annotation, biological process: protein phosphorylation. The record is from RefSeq and is a predicted model, not a curated record. Bases 123 to 2240 code for a protein of 705 amino acids.
UGUCAUGAGUCCAUAGUUAUUCGAAACAGAGGAGCACGGAUAUACGCAGGACGAGGAGCAGUAUUGUGAGCUUUGUACUUUAUGUCAUUUGAGCUGAAAGUCCGACAGCUUCGUCAUUAACGAUGGAAACUGGAAACUAUGUUGCUAGACUAAACGAGUACGUACAGAAAACAAGCUCUAAGAUGCAAUAUGAAGACGUCGGCUCUGUUGGCCCCGCUCAUCUUAAAAUAUUCACCCAGAGGGUAGUCCUAAAUGGAAAGGUCUAUCCAGAUGGUGUGGGAAAGAACAAGAAGGAAGCCAAACAUAAUGCGGCUAAAAAUGCCCUGAAAUGCUUGUUCAACAUCGAACAUCAGGACUCAGUUGACACAACAGAAAAUGCAGCUGAAGCUCCUUCUGAACCAGCUCAUCCGAGUAAUAUCAGUAACAUCAACUAUAUAUGUUGGCUCAAUGAAUAUGGUCAGAGGAACAGGUUGACCAUAAGAGCUGUGGAGACAACAAGACUGGGACCAAAUAAUGCUACUCCAAGCUGUAGCUUCGUGGUUGGUGAUAAUGAGUAUCCAGCUGCCAUUGGAGGAACAAAGAGGGAAGCUAAGGAGGAAGCAGCCAAGCUUGUAUAUGAUGUGAUAUGUGGCAGUAAAACUACAGAGACUGCAGAUGAGAAUCACAACCCCACAUCAGCUCAACGAAAGGAGGAAACAAAUCAACAUGUUUUUGAUAUCUGUAAUACGACAGGACGCCUCAGUAUGAACUCUAAGGACAGCAGUAUUACAGAGGCAAAUUACAUAGGAAUUGUCAACCACUACUGUCAGAAAAAAAACAUCCACCAUACAUUUAUUGAGGAACGGAGAUGCGGUCCAUCUCAUGACCUUCAAUUUUUCUACAAACUAGUGAUCAACGAUAAGGAGUACCAUGUGGGUGAGGGUAAGAGUGUAAAGGAAGCCAAACAAAAAGCAGCUCAGCUGGCCUGGUCUGCUCUUCAAGAACAGACAGACUGGGACAGCAAGGUGUCCGUCCGGUCAACAGUGUCCGAAGAUGGUGCACCACCUAUGUUCUCACCGCAAUCAACUACCCUGGAGUCCCAUGAAUCAUCAUCACAAAGCACAUCAAUGAGCACAAGUGGAUCAAUAAUAUUCGCUGAUUCAUCAAACCUUCCCAAGGCUCAGAUUCCCAUAAGGUCAACUGCAUCUGAAGAUGAUGCCAGAUUGUCAACAUCACUGGAGUCACUUUCAUCGUCACAAAGUAUGUCAACGGGUACAAGUGGCUCAGGAAUAUUCACUGAUUCAUCCAACUCUUCCAAGGAUCAGCAUGUUGCCAAAGACAAGAAUAUGGGGAUAAGUCAGAAUGAGACAUCCACCCAGUUAAGUGUUAAUCUUGACAGGUUUACUUCAGACUUUGAGCCCAUGGAGUGUCUUGGCAGUGGAGGUUUUGGUCAUGUUUACAAAGCAAGAGAGAAACUGCUGGAGAAGGAUUAUGCUGUCAAAAUCGUCUACUAUGAUGAAAAAGCUCUAAGAGAGGUGAAGACAUUAUCAGACCUGCUCCACCGUAAUAUCGUCAGAUACUAUACAGUUUGGACGGAGGAUUCAGGAUACAAAUGGGACAGUUCCACUGGCAGGAACAGAUCUUCCCAAAAGUACCUCUAUAUUCAGAUGGAGUUAUGUGACACCAAAACCCUUAUAGACUGGAUUGAUGAGAAGAACAAUCAGUCUCCCCAAGACUCAAAGAGAAGAGAACAAAGUCUCAGCAUUACUCAGCAAAUAGUUAGUGGAGUGGAAUAUAUUCACUCCAAGAAUCACAUCCACAGGGACCUUAAGCCUGCAAACAUCCUGUUUGGACUGGAUGGAGAAGUGAAGAUUGGGGACUUUGGUCUGGUCACCAGAGAUGAUGAUGCUUUGAUGGACAGAACAGAGAACACAGGAACCCGGUCUUACAUGGCUCCUGAACAAAGGAAGAAGAACUAUGACCGAAAAGUGGAUAUAUUUGCUCUGGGCUUGAUAUAUUUGGAACUUCUUUGGAAAGUCUCUACUGGCCACGAAAGACGAGUGGUUUUGGAUGACGCAAGAUAUCAGAAUCUUCCCAAAGACUUUUCAAAGGCUUUUCCCCAAGAGAACAAUGUCAUCAAGUUAAUGCUGCGUGAGAAGCCAGAAGACCGACCUGAUGCCAGUAAACUGAAGGCAGAGCUGGAGAAGUGGGCUCAGACAUUCAGCACAAAAAAUGUGCGUCAGGAAAAUGCAACUGUCUGAUUAUCACAAGCAAUUGUGAGAAGCUACAUUAGCAUAUAGAAACGUGGCUCUUCUGAUGUCUGUGACUUAAAUCAAAUGAUCUGAUAUACUGUUAUAAAUAUGUUGUUAUUAACAUUUUUAUGAAAAUGUUUAAUGUACUGCACUUGUAUAGCGCUUUAUCCUGAACUUUAAAUUACGCUCCUAUGGCAGUGGGUGGUAAUUUGGGGUUCUAUGUUUUGCUCAAGGACACUUCAACAUGCAAACAGGAGCUGGAAUUAUUAACCCUGCAAAUGAUGAAUAACCUAAGAAGGGGACCUAAUAUUAUGUGUUUUAAAGGACAGGGAAAGAAAAAUGAAAUCAAGUUUUAUCAUGAUACUUUUACAUGAAUUCACAUCCGUCCAGCUUUUAUUCUAAAUAAUGUCUGUAAUUUCUGUGUUCACAGUUGACAUUUUAUUCUAUGCUGGAAAUGGUUAAAUGUAUUUAAAGUGGUGUCACAUUACAGCCUUUGUUUUGUACUGAAUACCGGUAUGUUAAGUUUUAAAAAUUAAAUAAUGGUUAUUUGGAGCAUAAUGGUCAUGCAUCUACAGUCCCGACUGCGACAUCAGUGGCACCGCACUCUCCUGGGUUCCGUUCCUAUCUCACCAAGAGACAACAGUUCACACACAUCAACAACUGCAACAUGCAGCAUCCUCUAUGGUUCACCUGCAAAAGCCUUAAAUAAACUCCAAUACAUCCAAAA